AAUAAAGUAGUGCAAGAUGGAAUCGUAUCAGACGAGGUGCGACUACUUUUUGAACUCGUCAUCAGCGUGUUCCUGUGUAACUUGUUUUGCGUGUUCGGCAUCGUCUCCAACAUCAUCAACAUCGCCGUAUUCUGCAAACAAGGCCUCAACAACACUGUGAACAUAAGCUUCACGGCCCUGGCCAUCUCUGACCUCUGCAGUCUCGUGGCGCUUCUGUGGUUCAACGUGUGCCUCAAUCCACUCUUCCUUCAAUCGGACGUUCCCAUGAUGCCCUUGGAAGUCCAGCAUCUGACCGGGGGAUGGCCACACGGGUGUUACGCGAGGAUCACCGCAUGGGUCACCGUGUACAUCACCGCUGAAAGAUGUCUGUGUAUCAUUGCCCCCCUCAGGGUCAAACAAUUAGUCACACCGUGCAGAGCUAAAUCGGCCCUGGGGUUUAUCUAUUUCGUCAUGAUCGUGUCUCUGCUGCCUGAGUAUCUAACGAUGUACAUCGACUGGAAGUUUUAUCCGGACACAAACCGAACCCUCCUUAGACUAGUCUUCACUCCAGACAGGCCAUCGGUUGAAGGGCUUACCUUUCUCCUCUACGCCAUCUAUAUCACGGCCUCUUUCAUCGUGGUCAUACUCCUCACCGCCAUGUUAGUCAUCAACUUCAAACGAAAAACAAAAUGGCGGAAGGAAUCGACUUUCGACAACAAGCAAUCGGACAAUAUCUCGAAUCGUGACAAGAAAACAAUAAACAUGGUAAUCGUUAUCGCCGGCGUCUUGAUCGUUUGUUUCACGCCGUCUGUAAUCGUCAGCGUUGUCGGAUUCGCCGUCCCAGGAUUCAGUGUGAUCGGGCGAUACGCCAACUUUUUUUUCAUCGCCUGGUCCUUUGGUUUCCUGUUCGACGCCAUCAACUCCAGUGUGAAUAUCGUGCUGUACUAUACGAUGAGCUCCAAGUACAGGCAAACGUUCCAUCAACUG
This is a messenger RNA of Lymnaea stagnalis (great pond snail), 966 nucleotides long. NCBI's taxonomy places the organism in Eukaryota, Metazoa, Mollusca, Gastropoda, Lymnaeidae. The record is from the annotation of a GenBank genome assembly.